UAUUUAUAUAGUUAUGUUUUGUGAAUUUACACAGGUUCGCAGUCUGGCUAGUGUACCAGGAGGCAGUGACCGCGGGAAAAUAUGUCGAUGUAUGAUGAGAUCCGUAAUGACGAACAUGCUGACGAACAGAUACCGUGUUGUAGGACAUAAGAGAAAAUUGGCCUUUAAAAACUGCACAGUUUGCAAAGUAGUUCUGGAAGCAGUAAAGAAUUCCUCAAAGUCAGCAUUCAUGGACAGUGAUAUACUGACUGAAAUAGGUGACCUCUUAAGGAACGCUCCAAACCAGCCUGGUAGUUCCAACUACAAGAAGAACAGUUUGUGAAGACCGCGGCCAACAAUACUCUGGAAGGUCUGCCGUCCGCAGACACGUGGUUGUCCAUCACGGCAGACCAGGCGGGCACCAGUGCACUGACGAGAGUUUUCAACUCGGAGUCAUCUCCAAGAACACAUCGUUUCCAGAUUCAUUGGAAUGAAUUAUCUAUUUUUUAUAUAUAUAUAUAUUGUAUAAUAAAUUAACAUUAUAAUGCA
Molecule: messenger RNA, 528 nt
Organism: Gigantopelta aegis
Lineage: Eukaryota; Metazoa; Mollusca; Gastropoda; Neomphalida; Peltospiridae
Exons: 3
Coding region: 14-322 (102 amino acids)
Source: RefSeq, a predicted model, not a curated record